AUGCCUUCUGAUUUUGCAAAGCUAGGGCUUUUCUCCAAAGCAAUUGGCCAGCAAACGGACUUGGAGUGUGUUCAACAAAUAUCCACAGCGAUUCAACGAAGUGAUGACCCUGGUGAAGCUUUAUUGGCCUUUGCGCAAGUAUUUGAAGACAGAAUAAGCAAGCGGUAUUUACAGGUCACAGGCAAACGGAUUCCCCCCCAAUAUCUGGGUAGAUGUAGGGGCAAGCUGGUCAAUCUCCCCCGUGCAGCGAUUCAAGCAUCUUCGGUUGCUAACCUGGCUUCGGACAGAGUCGUAUUAAAGAAGCGCCUCAGGGUACUUGAUUGGGUGAAGGAGCUUUUGCAUUUGAUAGGCAAGGGCGUCUCCUGGGAACAGCAGUGGGUUCUUUGGGGCAAAAUUCUGGGAUCCACUGGCUUUAAGCCGUCUUUCUCGGAGUGGAUCAUCGCAGAAGAAAUUAUGCAGUAUGUUCCAUUAGACUUUCCAUCUUUGCAGUGGUUGCAAGAGCUGUUGGAAAAUUUGCAAGUAGAAGCGAUGCGAUGGAAGCAGCUGGUUUGUAAGCAGCAGUCACAAUCCUGGAAAAAUGCAUUGUCUGAUGAUUGGGCAAAAGGUCGAAGUACAAUGGACUGUGCUUUUGAACUGCAAAGUUUCCUGGAGUAUUCCAUGGGAUCGGAGUCAGAAUUGGUAGGACUGGCGCUUGACUUGAGCAAAGCCUACAAUACGAUUCAACGAAGUUUCCUGAAACUUGUUGCGCAGAGAUGUGGGUGGCCUGCGCAGCUCAUUUCCUCGUAUGUUUCUUUCCUGGAUGGUUUGGAGAGGAGAGCUUUCCACAGAAACCCUGGAAUUGUGGCACACCGCUGGGAAGCGGCUUUAGUUUGUGCUAGAAGCAGUGGUCCUUUUCGAUACUUCCAAGAUCUGUUGAAAAUGGUCGGCUGGGAACCAUGCCAGGGGUUGCUGAUACGGACAUCUGCAAACACGUUGCAUGUGGCCUUUAGUGACGUAGAGGCGUUCCGAGAGCAAGCGCUUGCAGAUUGGUUUCAGUAUGUGGCAUGUAGCCUUCAGAACAAGAAAGGUUUCGAAGAGCUUGCGUCGAUUGACUUUGGAUUGUCGUCUAAGCUCAGGCGCUCUUCAGGAGUGCCACUUAGUGCUCUGGGCAAUUUCACAUCCGGGGCGGCGCUUACAACCGGACAGAAAAAACAUUUUCUUGCUGUUGGCGAUUCGUUGUGCAAACAUUGCGGAGCAGAAGAUACCCAACGACAUAGGUUGGUUGAAUGUCCGGGUACGCAGUCAGCGCGAGAUCAGAUUGACACAGUGGCCUUGAAGACAUUGCCGUGUUUGCAGUUGGAAAAAAUGCUUUUCAAGCAGCCCUUGGCGAUUGCAGAAUGGCAUAAGUACACACAGUCGUUGAAGCUUGAAACCUUUUAUGAGUUUUUCGAUCGUCGGGUAUGUCUUUUUACCGAUGGGUCCACGUACAAUGGUGCAGAGAUUCCACGAUGUACCUGGUCGGUUGUCCUAGCAGACCCUGAAAAGCUGGAAGCAGCCAUCUACGAGGUGGGACAACUUCCAGGUAGGCAGACAAAUUUUCGCGCGGAACUUUACGCUGUAGCAGUGGCCAUCCAGUGUGCUCCUGGUGCAUGGAUCUUUUCCGAUGCGUUGGGUGUGGUGCGAGGUGUCAAAAGGCUCCUGGCAGAAGGUUGGUCAGAAGCAUUCUGGAGUAAACAGAAAAACCUCGGCCUUUGGCGUUUCUUAUGGGCAAGUUUGCAAUCGAAGCUUCAUUUUGAGUGGCAAAUUGUUCAUGUGGAAUCGCACAGGGACUUUCGUAUGCAGGACACGCCUUUUGCAGCAUGGACGGCCUAUUACAAUGAACAAGCAGAUGAGGCUGCAAAGGCAGUACAAAGGGAUCAGACGCAGCCUGGUUUUCGUCUUCACUUGUUGGCUCAGCAAGCGUAUAUGCGUUUACACGGUACAGCAAAGCAAGUCGCGAACCUGCAGUCCAAUCUUUUGCAACUUAGCAGGGGCACUCACUCAAAGCAGCUACAAUCUGUGCCUGUGGUUCCUGAAAGGCAGUUGCAUGUCGAGGUUGGUGCAGUCAUUGACAUCCACUGGCCUGACAAAGCUGGUGUGUUGCUAUAUCGCCGAUAA
Messenger RNA from Symbiodinium natans, 2136 nucleotides. The record is from the annotation of a GenBank genome assembly. Lineage: Eukaryota; Dinophyceae; Suessiales; Symbiodiniaceae.